Molecule: messenger RNA, 834 nt
Organism: Mercenaria mercenaria
Lineage: Eukaryota; Metazoa; Mollusca; Bivalvia; Venerida; Veneridae
Exons: 3
Coding region: 64-495 (143 amino acids)
Source: RefSeq, a predicted model, not a curated record
UUAAAGGCAAUAUCUGCUUCACUAUAGACUUGUUCAGUUGAAAACUUCUAGUGUAAAAUAACUAUGGCAGCGAUUAUGGAAUUAGUUGGAGAAUCAGUAAUAGAUGGAAAAGGGAAUGAAGUGUCUGUGAAAGAGAUAUGUAAAGAUAAAACAGUAAUUGGUAUCUAUUUCUCCGCCAGCUGGUGUCCACCGUGUCGCAGUUUCACACCUGUGUUGUCCCGGUUCCACAAGGCUAAUGAUAAAGACCUUGUUGUGAUUUUUGUCAGUUCAGACAUCGAUCAGGCUUCGUUUGAUGAAUACUUUGGGGAAAUGCCUUGGUAUGCGGUACCCUAUUCAAGCUCAAACAAAAAGGAACAACUCCGUGAAAAGUAUGCAAGCCGAGGAAUACCAAACCUCGUUGUUCUUAGACCUAAUGGUGAAAUAAUCGAAGCUAAUGGCCGGAGAACUGUACAGGAGGCGGCACAAAACAAUAUUUUCCCAGAAAAGUGGAAAUAAAAAUGUAGAGAAUUCUACAAGUGACCUGUUUCUUGUAAAUAUUUGAAUAUUUUGAACAUUUAUACAACAGCCUAUUUUUGUAUAAAUUCAUUGCAUUUGAUCCUUGAUUAGCUAUCUUUAUUGUAAUUUCUCUUGUUCACAUUAAUUAUCAUGUUUGUUGUCCAUAUUCUGUAUUAUGAUAUUAUUAUAUAUUUCCUGCCCUUUUAAAGUCCUCUUUGUGAUUUAUUUUCGUCUGCUCUUGCAUAGAAUUAAUUUUCCAGGUUCUUUCAAUUCUAAUUAUUAGUAAUUUCGCACAAAUGCUUACAUAAUUAACUUUUGUUACAUCAUUUUUUAUGUAUU